UACAAUGUUAGUAGAAUAGAAAGUUUGAUAAUUAUUCUUCUUGUUGUUUCUAGUUUCUUGCGAAAAAUUGUGUUGUUUUUCACUUUAUUAUAAAUGCUUGGUAUGUAUCCCGUAUCCUAAAUUACAUUAAGAACAGUAUAAUGGCAGAUUCAGGUGUGGACACUGGGAAUGAAAGUAGCGACAAUCCUGUUUUUGACCAUUCAUACUGUGUGCUGGAAUUUAAUCCGCCAGCGAUACCGAUCAACCUAGCAGGCCAGCCGAUGCCUAUAGACUUCCUUGGUGAGCCGCAUGAACAUAUUGGCAAGAUUAAGUGCUCUACAAAAGCGAGACACUGUAGGUUGAAGUAUCGAUAUGGAGGUACAAUUUGUUCAUCCAGAAAUAAAAAGCUCCGAUUCGCUGCCUCUACCAAUAAUACGGAGCUCGUCGAAAAGCUCCUGCUCUCAGGCGCAGAUCCGAAUUGCUCAGAUGAACAUAAAAGAAGUCCUUUGCACCUAGCGGCAUGCCGUGGUUAUGUUGAUGUUGUUAAAAUGCUAAUAAGACACGGCGCUAACCCUAAUAUCAAGGAUACCCUUGGAAAUACGCCGCUUCACCUUGCAGCCUGCACCAAUCACAUCCCUGUUGUAAUUCAAUUGCUCGAUGCAGGUACAGACGUGAGUUCACAUGAUAAGAACGGGCGUAACCCUAUUCAACUUGCACAAAGUAAAUUGAAGUUAAUACAGAUGCGCCCCAGUGGUGCGGGCCACUUUGAAGAGACCAAACAGCUCAUCAGCGAAAUUUGCUUGGUUGUUGAGAUGAUGUUAAAAUAUAUGAAGAUACAAAAGGCAGAUGCAGGAGAGUUGGAGUCUGUACGUGAGAGACUAGAGAAUGUCAGCACAAGGGAGCAAGUCGAUUCUGAAGUACAAAACCUUCUUGACAGUCUCGACUCUUUAAAACUGAGAUAAACACAGAUCACAUGAUAGGAAUUGAAGACUGUUAAUGUAAUGAUAACUGCCUAAGAUAAGAGCUCACAAUAGUUAUUAAGUAAUUCAAUUGAAAACAAAGUCAGUGUCAUUACUAUAUUAUAUUGUUAUUUUGUAGGUUAAGGUUUUGAUUGAGGAGAUAGGGAAUGAUCAGAUGAUUUAAUUUUAGGCUUAUUAUUGUGUGUCAAAAAUUAAUUCAUGUUUUCGUUUUAUGAACUAAAUGCUAAUAAUAAUAAUUACUUAAUGUGUGUUAAUAUUUUCUCAAGUAAUAAAAUUAAUAUUCUUUUUUA
Messenger RNA from Maniola jurtina (meadow brown), 1249 nucleotides. RefSeq names its product ankyrin repeat domain-containing protein 54. The record is from RefSeq and is a predicted model, not a curated record. Gene Ontology annotation, molecular function: protein binding. The transcript has a single exon. NCBI's taxonomy places the organism in Eukaryota, Metazoa, Arthropoda, Insecta, Lepidoptera, Nymphalidae. Bases 141 to 941 code for a protein of 266 amino acids.